AUGGCUCCUCGCUCUGCUCAACGUGAUUAUGCAACAGUAAUCUCAGAAUCUCCAGUUCGUCAUGCAAUCUUCAAUAAACCAUUCUCAUCUUUACGUAGAAAGACGGAAAACCUAUUAGAUCAAAUAACAGGAGGAACAAUACCAACAGAAAUAGAAGAAGAAGUAAGAAGAGAAAAAGAACGAAAACGUGAAUCGACAUGUAGAUUUUGUAGACUUUGUUUUGCCGAUCAACGUGGAUUAUCAAAACAUUACGAUCUCUUUCCGGCACAUUUACGAGAAGAACGUAAAAAGCCAGAAAGAAAAACUACAUCAUCCACCAUACAAAGUCCACCUGUUCAACCUUCUCUUCCAAGACAUGAUACCGUUCCUAGAAUGAGCAAUUCCAAUUCAAGGUCAACUUCUACCAUCAAUGAUACAUUUGCAGUCGGACCUUUGAAUCGACAAGCAUCCUUGCAACGCUCUAAAGCACGAUCCCAGCCAGAUAUACAUGCAAAUUUCGUCCCUAGCUCAAGACCGUCUCCUAGUCGAUCUCCCAUCCCAGCCAACGUUCCUCAAUCACCGCCUCUAUCAUCAUCUUACAUAGCUCCGUCUUCUCCAUUAUCUUCUCAAACAUCUUCACGUUUGGCCAGCGAUUUCUAUGCAUCAUCUCAAAAUAUCAAUUCUCCAUUGUUUGAUUUGGGCGUAUACACAAGUACACCUUAUACAGUACCAAACGCAAUGGCUUCAGCACCAACGAUCCCAGACAAGACGACCGGUACAAAUCCGCAUGCUGCAGCUAUGUUGCCGGAAUUCGAUUUUGAAAACAAGUUUACACGUAUCCCACGGGAAGGAAUUCCAGAACCAUCUAAAGCCAAGCAAGUCCAUCGUCCCGAUCCAAGCAAAUCCGACUUUAUGGCUGAUCGAAAUCGUGAAGCGGGUGUCAGAUCAGCGCGACGCAUUGAUGCUAAAUAUCAAAAUGCCGUCAACGAUAAUGCUCGUUAUCUACCCCAUCGUGGAGCAAGUGAAAGCGAUGCUCUUUCAAUCAAUACAGCAGUGGCUAGACAAGGUCCAGCACCUUUCCCGAAUUCAUUCAAUGGCAUCGUUCGUGCUAUUGCAGCCACUGGCGCAGAUGACGGAUCACCGGCUGUCUUGCCAACACAAGCAAUGUCAACUUUUGAGCAUAAGCGUUCCAAUACGUGGGCUCCUUUGGCAGGUGAAGAAGAUGUUCCAGUGCCAACUUCACGAUCCCGUUCUCGUACAGCCUCCACGAAUGGUCGACAAUGGGGCAGUCUGAUGGAAGCUUUGCCUGGAUCCCCAGCACGCGAAAAGAAAUCUGAGUCACCAUUCAAGGAAUUGGAACCCGUCAAGACAGGUAUGACUUCAUUCUCAGAUCACAAAUCAGAAGAACCGUCAAGUUCAGGUAACGCUUCACCCAUUACCACCCGUUCACGUCGUAAUACGAAUCCAUUCUUGAAUCGCGAUUUCAUGAAGAGCAUUCCUAAUGCUCUCAAAACUCCUCCUUUGAGCCCUUCUAGUCCAUGGGGUAAUGGGUCGGCAUCGCCCGGAAAUCCUUUCAAGCAGCUCGUGGACGAUGACGACGACUUGGGCUUCUUCGAUGCACCUAGUGGACCAAAGACCCCAGCAGAUGAGAUCAAUAAGCUGCGUAGUGCCAAAAGCUCGAAUGCCAUCAAUGAGCCUCUCGCUGGAUCGACUCAGACUGUCCCCGGUGCUUUUUGA
Molecule: messenger RNA, 1716 nt
Organism: Meira miltonrushii
Lineage: Eukaryota; Fungi; Basidiomycota; Exobasidiomycetes; Exobasidiales; Brachybasidiaceae
Exons: 1
Coding region: 1-1716 (571 amino acids)
Source: RefSeq, a predicted model, not a curated record